Molecule: messenger RNA, 1763 nt
Organism: Setaria italica (foxtail millet)
Lineage: Eukaryota; Viridiplantae; Streptophyta; Magnoliopsida; Poales; Poaceae
Product: G-type lectin S-receptor-like serine/threonine-protein kinase RLK1
Exons: 1
Coding region: 21-1400 (459 amino acids)
Biological process (GO): protein phosphorylation
Molecular function (GO): ATP binding; protein kinase activity
Source: RefSeq, a predicted model, not a curated record
AAGAAAACUCCACUGAAUUCAUGACAAUGCAGGUGCCCUACACUUCCUGGAGUAAUCAAUCAACAUAUAAGAAGUUUAUAUUAACAUCUACAACCACAUUAGAGCAAUGCAAUUCCUCCUGCUUAGAAGACUGCUUCUGCAAAGCCGUAUUGAUCGAUGGAAGUAGUUGCAUGUUUAUGGGGAUGCUAACAGCCGGGAAGGUGACACAAGACACCAGCAUGACAGCACUGAUCAAAAUACGAGCAAAUACUUCUGUCCCAGUUCCAGACCGACCUCCGGUACCAGCAUCAGUGAGAAGUAUAUGGUUCUACAUAACCAUAGGUAUUGCAUUUUUACUUUCAGCCUCUAUCAUCUAUAUCCUAUGGCAAAUCAACAUCAGUAAGAUGGCUAAAAGGAACCAACCAGGUCUGAGAAUUUUCACUAGCAAGGAACUUAAACGAGCAACUAAAAACAAAAAAAAGGAACUGGGCAAAGGAAGCUUUGGCAAAGUAUACCAGGGUAAGUUGAGUUAUUUAAAUCCACCUCAUGUCGCAGUAAAGGAACUCAUUGGGUCAAAUGAAUACAGUGAGAAGGAUUUUGAAAAUGAGGUGAGAUCUAUCGGCCAGAUUCACCACUGCAACCUGGUUCGCAUGAUUGGGUACUGCAAAGAAGGUACGGACCGGAAGCUGGUCUUCGAGUACAUGCAAGGUGGCACCUUAGCCAAUUUCAUCAUCAGGUCCAAACGGCCAUGUUGGAGCUGCCUCUCAGAGGCGGCAAUAGGCAUAGCCAAAGGGCUGGAGUACCUACACGAAGGCUGCAAUCCAAAAAUCAUCCACUGCGACAUCAAGCCCGACAAUAUACUAUUUGAUGACAAACAUAUACCAAAGAUAACAGACUUUGGCAUCGCAAAGCUACUUGGAGACCAGAAGACACAGCAAACAUUCACCAACACACUUGCAGGUACAAUGCCAUAUAUAGCACCUGAAUGGUUUGGUGUAGGCAACGUGGGAAGUAAGGUGGACGUGUAUAGCUUUGGUGUUGUACUGCUCGAAAUGAUAUGCUGCAAAAGAGCCAAAGGAAAGCAGCCACCUCCUAAAGAUCAGGAUCCCAGAAUCAUGUUCUGUUUGAGAGAGGCAGAGAGCUUGAUCAGGAGUGGGAGGUUUGAGGAGUUAGUGCAGGGAGAGAGCGAAGCACUGGCAGAUAUGGAAAGCGUGAAGAGAUUCUCACAUGUGGCGAUCUGGUGCCUGCAGGACUCAUCAAUGAGGCCAAGGAUGCGCAAAGUGGUGCAGAUGCUAGAAGGUGUUGUGAAAGUCGACCCUCUGCCUGACUCUUCAAUGUCUUCAAUCUUCUCUCCUAUGCACCCUACCAGCAGUGAGACCAAUCCCUCUAGCAGCACAGUUCAUAUUAUCCAAGUUGAAUGAUUUUACGGCCCACACAAUUACUGUGUGCUUGGAUGCCAAUUUACUUAUGUUCAUUGCUCACGAGACAGUCAUGGAGUGUAAUCAGCUCUAGCUGUUGCCAUAGCUAUGGACACGUCAUUGAUGGUGUAUUGUUGGGAAUUGGGACAGGAGCCCCGAAAUUCCAGCAUGGCUGUAUUUUUGUCUUGGCCUUAUCGUGUAGUAGCUAUGAUUGUGAUACUAGACUAUGGAUAUACUCAGUAUGCGUUUGAAAGAAAUCUAUCUUCCAUGGAAGCUCAAUGCAGCCAGAUGUAUUUGGAUUAAUCAAUAUAGCCUUUAUCAGAAAAUGAGCAGAUGCAGUUUUUACUUAAAAAUCACAUAAACGAA